AUGCUAUUUAAUUAUACAAAAAUAUGUGUACAUAUUUAUAUAAGUUAUCAAAUAUUUCCAUACUUUUAGGCUAAUAAAAUAUUAAUAAUUAGUUUGACCAAUUAUUUUAAUGAAAAUAAUAGUAAUUGCAAAAAGAAGAAGCAUUUCAAAAAUAGCUUAAAUAAACACUUCCAACUAUAAUUAAUAGAGUGACUAAAGAUAUAGGAUAAAUACUUUAGUUUGAGAAAUUAUUUAAAGAUGCAAAACCAAAUUCAGUUUAAGAAUUAUCUUUUUAAAGUCAUCUUAGAUUAGAUCCCCCUAUAGCAAGAUAAUAACCAUAAUUAGAUGAGCCAAUAUAAAAUAUUAACGAAUUAAUACGUCAAUAUUUUUAAUAGGAAAAAGAGAAAUUAUAAGAAUUGGCUUUAUUAGAAAUAGAAGAGAAUUGGAAGAAUUAUAAGUAAGUUAAGAGAGUAUAUAAAUAUAAAAAGGAUCGAUAGAAUUAGAAUAAUAAAAAAGUAUGGAAAUAGAGAAAUAGAAUGUGGAAGAAGAAUGUAAUGCAAUAAAAAAGAAAUAUUAGAGAUAAAUUUAAACACCAAAUUGUGAUUAAUGUUUUUGUGGAAAUUAAUUACAUUAUAAAUAAAUAGUAAAAUGUAUUUUAUGUGAAAAACAUUAUCAUGUAAAUUGUUUAGAUAAAAGUUAUGAUGAAAGAUAUGUUAAAAAUUUUACAUGUCCAAGAUGUACUUUAUAUAAUAUGGAUUAAUAUUGUGAAGUCCUUUCAGUUAUUAUAAAACCAUUUUCAUUUAAAAAAAAAACAGGUUUAACAAGUACAAAAACAAUUAAUUUUAAAUCAGAAUCCAAUAAAAUUGAUAUAAGAUGUAUUAGAAUGGAUUGUCCUUUAUCAGCAGAAGAAAUUACAUAGCCAGAAUAUAGGUGAAUUACAUAUUAAUAAUAAUAAAAAAGUUGCUGAAUUUAUACCAUUAGCAUAAUAAAGUUAUUAACAUAAAUGUAAAGAUGAAAAAUUAAUAUUUACAAUUCCAUAAAAUGAAGAAUGUACUUUAAUGAUAAAAGAGAUUAUUUCUGGUAUGGAAUAAAAAAAAAAUAUAGAAUUUAAGGUGAAUAAUUACAUUAUAUUGCUGUAUAUAAAAUUAAAUAGUAUACUGCAAAAUAACUUAUAGAAAAGAUUAUUUAAUCUGAUAAAAAUUGUAUUAGUGUAGAAUAAGCUUUAGAUUUUAUUAUACUUCAAAUAAAUUAUAUAUCAUCUACUGAUAUUAAAUAAAUUAAGUAAACUAUUUCUUUAUUGUGUUGUUUAAGUUCUACUUUAAUUAUUACUCCUGCAAGUGGAAUCUAUUGUAAUCAUAUAUAAUGUUUCUCACUUGAAAAUUAUUUAAUGA
Paramecium sonneborni is the source of this 1370-nucleotide messenger RNA. NCBI's taxonomy places the organism in Eukaryota, Ciliophora, Oligohymenophorea, Peniculida, Parameciidae. The record is from the annotation of a GenBank genome assembly.